This is a messenger RNA of Cebus imitator (Panamanian white-faced capuchin), 2530 nucleotides long. It is a transcript of the gene AFG2B, whose product is annotated as spermatogenesis associated 5 like 1. Lineage: Eukaryota; Metazoa; Chordata; Mammalia; Primates; Cebidae. Bases 1 to 2262 code for a protein of 753 amino acids. The record is from RefSeq and is a predicted model, not a curated record. Gene Ontology annotation, molecular function: ATP hydrolysis activity; ATP binding. The transcript is spliced from 8 exons.
AUGGCUCGGGAUUCGGAUCCCUUCUGCGAAGGGCCGCUCUUAAAGCUGCUACCCUUAGACGUUAGAGACCGGGGCACCCAGCGCUGCCGUCUGGGCCCGGCCGCCUUCCACGCCCUGGGCGCGCGUUUGGGCUCGGCAGUGAAGAUCUCCCUGCCUGACGGCGGCUCCUGCCUGUGCACUGCCUGGCCUCGGCGGGACAGAGCCGACUGCUUUGUGCAGCUGGACCCGCUGUGCGCAAGCCCCGGGGUGGCGGUCACGGCUUCGAGAUCGCGGAGGAGUCUCAGCCUGAGCCACCUCCUCCUAGUGCCCUGUCCGCCCCUGCGGCGCGUCGCGGUGUGGCCGGUGUUGCGAGAGCGGGCAGGCGCGCCCUGUGCCCCGAGUACAGCUGCGGUGCUGGAGGCGGCGCAGGAGCUGUUGAGAAACCGACCGGUUUCCCUGGGCCACGUGGUGGUCGCUCCACCGGGCGCUCCGGGCCCCGUGGCUGCCUUGCACAUCGUCGGCGGGACGCCCAGCCCCGACCCCGCUGGGCUGGUCACGCCUCGUACACGCGUCGGCCUCAGCGAGGAGUCUCCAUCUGAAUCCCGGCCGCAGUCUGAGGUGCCCCUGGGGGGGCUUUCGGAGGCUGCCGACUCGCUGCGGGAGCUCCUCCUCCUGCCGCUCCGCUACCCCCGCACCCUGGCGGCGCUGGGCUUAGCAGUGCCCCGCGGAGUGCUCCUGGCGGGACCCCCCGGAGUGGGCAAGACCCAGCUGGUGCGGGCCGUGGCACACGAGGCGGGCGCGGAGCUGCUGGCAGUCAGCGCCCCCGCGCUUCAGGGCUCCCGGCCUGGGGAGACCGAGGAGAACGUGCGGCGGGUCUUCCAGCGCGCCCGGGAGCUAGCCAGUCGGGGGCCCAGCCUCCUCUUCCUGGACGAGGUGGACGCCUUGUGUCCCCGGCGGGGCAGUCAAGCACCCGAGAGCCGCGUAGUGGCCCAGGUGUUGACGCUGCUGGACGGCGCCAGUGGGGACCGCGAGGUCGUGGUUGUGGGAGCCACCAACCGACCGGACGCUGUAGACCCGGCACUGCGCAGACCCGGGAGAUUUGACCGCGAGGUGGUCAUUGGGACUCCCACACUUAAACAAAGAAAGGAAAUUCUGCAAGUGAUUACCUCAAGGAUGCCCAUUUCCAGUCAUGUUGAUUUGGGCCUUCUUGCGGAAAUGACAGUUGGCUAUGUUGGCGCUGAUCUGACAGCACUCUGUAGGGAGGCUGCCGUGCAUGCCCUCCUUCAUAGUGAGAAGAACCAGGACAAUCCUAUGAUUGAUGAAACAGACUUCCUUGAAGCUUUUAAAAAUAUUCAACCCUCAUCAUUUCGAAGCGUCAUUGGAUUGAUGGAUAUCAAGCCUGUUGACUGGGAGCAGAUUGGUGGCCUUGAAGAUGUAAAACUGAAGUUACAGCAGAGCAUUGAGUGGCCUCUGAAAUUCCCUAAGGAAUUUGUUAGGAUGGGCCUGACACAACCAAAGGGAGUUCUUCUCUAUGGGCCCCCUGGAUGUGCUAAAACCACUCUGGUGAGGGCCCUGGCCACAAGCUGUCACUGCUCUUUUGUUUCAGUGAGUGGAGCUGAUCUCUUUUCACCAUUUGUUGGAGAUUCAGAAAAAGUCUUGUCUCAGAUAUUUCGACAAGCAAGAGCAAGCACUCCAGCAAUUGUGUUUUUGGAUGAAAUUGAUUCAAUUUUGGGAGCUCGCUCAACCAGCAAGACAGGAUGUGAUGUUCAAGAACGAGUUCUUUCUGUUCUCCUGAAUGAAUUAGAUGGUGUUGGACUUAAGACAAUAGAGAGAAGAGGAAAUAAAUCAAGUCAACAGGAGUUUCAAGAAGUUUUUAACCGAAGUAUCAUGAUUGUUGCAGCAACAAAUAGACCUGAUGUGUUAGAUGCUGCUUUGUUACGACCUGGAAGAUUAGAUAAGAUCAUCUAUAUCCCUCCUCCAGAUCACAAGGGCAGGCUUUCUAUUUUAAAAGUUUGCACAAAAACCAUGCCAAUAGGGCCUGAUGUCUCCUUAGAAAACCUGGCAGCAGAAACCUGUUUUUUUUCUGGAGCUGAUCUUAGAAACCUCUGCACAGAAGCUGCUUUGCUGGCUCUGCAAGAAAACGGACUGGAUACAACCACAGUGACACAAGAGCACUUUCUAAAAUCACUUAAGACUGUAAAACCAUCGUUAAGUCACAAGGACUUGGCUUUAUAUGAAAACUUAUUUAAGAAAGAAGAAUUUUCUAACUUGGAAGAUAUUUAAAAAUUACCUUACACGCUUGUCAUUAAGUCGGGAGGACCUGACUUUAUAUGUAAACUUAUUUAAGAAAAGGAUUUUCUAACUUGUAAGAGGUUAACAGUUGCCCUACACCCUUUUUCAGUUGUUCACAUUAAUUGAAAUGUGAACUUGCCUGUUUGCAGCUUCACACUUUUAAAAUUUGUGUUUGUAUUUCAUAUUUAAAAAAAAAAACAAAAACAACUUAUGCCUGAUAAGGCUCAUUUUUUUUUCAAAAAGGCACAUUAAAAAAAUA